AUGAAGCAGCUGCUCUUCAAACUGAUAGGCCUCCUCUUUAGUUACAUGUCAUGGGUUUUUGGUAUAACCCUAGCUAAGAGCAGAUCCUGGCGCGUAUGGGAAUUUGACAGCAAGGUUGUUCACGUCGUAUUCACUGGACUUUGGGAAGCUUUUUAUUUUCAAAAUUUUAACAUCUCUGGUUCAAUGGUUGAUUUUCCAAUGCACAGCACUAUCAAUGAAACCUGGGCCAUUUCGACUGAAAUUAAGUAUGGGCGGGACCUGAUAUUGUUGGCUAAUUUUAUGAAGUCAUCAGUCCUGAUUUUCAGCUCAACAGCCUUUUGGAUCAGCUGGAUCAAGGCCCCAUACCCAGAUUUUAUCCAGUCCUAUUACAACAUCUCUGCCUUCUUUCUUUUCUUCAGCUGUGUUUGUACGGCUGGUACAGUGACCUGGAAUUUCGCCGUGGAUUUUUAUGGCCAAACCACCCUUGACUUUCCACUUAGCUUUCCUGUUGAAAAAGAAAGCCUAACAAAGAAACACUUCACCUAUGUGUUUCCACUAGGAAUCAUAACUGCCACACUCUCACUAAGUGACUUGGGGGCCAGCAGCAUCGGCAUCAAUGGAGAGCCUGUGAGGAGCGCAGUCUGGGCCCCGCUCCAGACCUGCUCCAUCAGCGUCUGCAUUUCCACGAGAUCCCCGGGUGACCGCGCACACACGAACGCUUGCGAGCCCCUGGCGUGA
Molecule: messenger RNA, 717 nt
Organism: Cynocephalus volans (Philippine flying lemur)
Lineage: Eukaryota; Metazoa; Chordata; Mammalia; Dermoptera; Cynocephalidae
Exons: 2
Coding region: 1-717 (238 amino acids)
Biological process (GO): cell adhesion; bicellular tight junction assembly
Cellular component (GO): plasma membrane; bicellular tight junction
Molecular function (GO): structural molecule activity
Source: RefSeq, a predicted model, not a curated record